CAGCCUGUCGAUCAAUGGUCGGUGUGCAGCGAAGAGAAGAACCGUGCGCUGAAGUUAGUCCGCUGGGUUAAACUGAGGGAACACUUUUCAAACUAAAGCUGUUGAAGGGCUCGCGCGCGGCUACAACUUUAGGACCAGCGGCUGUCCAGGGUCCGGGUCCGGGUCCAGGAUCCAGGAUCCAGGGUCCAGGGUCCAGGGUCCAGGGUCCAGUGUCCAGGGUCCGGUCCACGGGAUGUCUCUGCGUUAAAUGACUUGUUUCCAGCGGCUGCAGAGGAAUGUCCUGGCCGGGGAGAUGAACCAUGGCCUGGCAAGUGUGGUCAAAACUGUGCUGUGGUCAGAAAUGGCUGCUCCUCCUCUCCCCCCUCUUCCUCCUCUUCCUCACCAUCUCUGUGAUGACCAUGACUCUCCCCCUUGCUCUGCCGCAUGCUGACGCUGACUGGCGGUCGUCGCGAGCCCUGAGCUCGGCCGGGGGGUUCAGACCCGGGCUCAGAGUCAUGGAGCCCCUCACUCACAGGGCCUGGACAUCCAGCACUGGAAAAGAGACAUCUAAACAUUCAGUGCCACCGAAACCUUCUGGGGACACUGCUGGCGUUAACAAAAACAGCUUCAAAGAGAGGAGUCACACAGAAUUACACAGAAACAAACACAAAAACAAAGGCAUUGCUUCCAAGAGAAAAGAGAUGGCAGGCGCCAUCCAGCUUUCAACCAUCAAUCAGCAUGGCCGUCUCCCACAAUUUACAGUCAACAGAACAGGGCCAAAGCAUAGAAUUAAGCCCAACAACCACAGUGCUGUGGUGAAGCACGGGGCACAGACCUUUAUUUAUCUUGAAAGGAGCAGAUCCAGCGCAGCACAUUUCCCUGCGGCAGAGAGCCUGAAGAGUGGCAGACGAGCUGCAGAGCGACAGGAGGACAGACACACAAACACACAAAUACAUGGCAGCCAUACAAGUGCACAGCUGGCUGUGGAAAAACACAGACAAGCAACAACGCACUCUGGGAAAUUUGACAGAGUGGGUAAGGAGCAGCAGGCUGUGAAAAAGCCCUCCAGGGAUCUGAAAAAACGCCCUAAUCUCUUUGAGGAUCCCUCUGAAGCCGAGAGGAACCCUGGGUCGUUGGAGCGUAAGAAGGCUUUGUCCAGAGCCGAGGUCGCCGCGGAGACAGAGGACGGCGGCUGGUGUCACAGCUUUAGAGAGCAGGACUUCCCAGACGCAGACCACAGGAGGAUCAGGAUUAGUCCAGAUCUGCGGCCUCUCCCCUGGCUCAGCGAGGAUGACAUCCAGAAGAUGGAGCUCCUGGCUGGGGGAGAGGUGCUCAGUAAGGCCAGGGUGCCUGCACACGGACAGGUGCUCCGAGUGGAGCUGGAUCCUCCAGCACCGCAGCAGCAGCCAUCAGGGCAGAGGGGUGGCCCUGAGCGUGCAGCUGGCCGCAGACAUCCAGAAGGCCUGGCCGAGCGCUGCCAGCAGGGCCACUGCUCCCUGAUCAAACGCACUGAUGACUGGUUCGAGGUGUUAGCCUUCCACCUGGACAGGGUGCUGGGGCUCAACAGAAGUCUCCCUGCGGUGCUCCGAACCUUCCACAGCCCUGUUUUACCGUACCGAUACACCAGCGGCACCCCCCGGCCUGUAGUGUGGUGGGAUCCAGAUAUUCAGCACCUCGCUGACACAGACAACGACCAGAACUCGGUGGCGCUCAGCUGGGCCCAGUACCAGAAGCUGCUGCAGGUCCGCUGUGGGACGGAGGCAGAGCUGAGGUCAGCGCCCUGCGUGGGAGUUCAGCACUCAGAGUGGGGCAGACUGGCUCUCUUCGACUUCUUAUUACAGGUGAACGACCGGCUGGACAGGUACUGCUGUGGUUUCAUCCCGGAGCCCACUGAGCUGUGUGUGGAGAACCGGCUGCACGCCAAGUGUGGCAGCACCAAGGACCUGCUGCUGGUCCACAUCCUGGUGAGGAAGGCAGACCCCUCCAGACUGGUGUUCAUAGACAACGCGGGCAGACCGCAGCAGUCCACCAACAACCUCAACUUCCAGCUGGUGGAGGGCAUCGAUGAGUUUCCAGAGAGAGCCGUGGCGGUGCUCCAGUCAGGCUGUCUGUCCAGUCUCCUUCUACGCUCCCUUUACACAGACAGGGAAUUCUGGGACAGCCGAGGCGGGGCCAGCGGUCUCAGGCCUCUCAUCCACACUGUGGAGCGCAGAGGCCAGAUUCUCCUCCAGCACAUCAGAGACAGGAAGCUGCAGCUCAACAGGGACCUGUGACUGGGCCAACCAGGCUCCACACAUCCUUUUCCAGGAGUUACAAUAAAUACAUCAUCAACAAUGACAACCUCAGGGUCCCUAACCCUAACCCUAUUACUGCCUUUUAAUAGCCAACAGUGGUGAGAUUAUAUUUUAAAGUCCAACUGAACUCAGAAAAGGCCAUCCUGUCAAAAAUUAUGUCAGAAGUGAUAUUAUUAAUAUGUUUAUUACUUGAAGAGAAAAAAAGAUCAGAAAUGCUCCUUUAGCCUCCAAACCUGAGAGUGGGAGGCAAAGCUGCCAGGGCCAGCAUGACACGAUGUAAAAGUUAGCUGUUAGCUUAGCAGCCAGGCACCGGCCGAGUUCUGUUAGCGAAGCGAAGAGCACCAAGUGUUAAGAUGCUAAAUGUGUUGUAGCUGACCAGCUGAUAUAUUUGUUGGUUAGUACUGGUUAGGGUUGAAACUCCAUUCCACGUUUUCACAGCUACAUUACACCCAGAUUCUCACAUAGCACACAUACAUACACACAAGCACACGGCCAAUGUUAGCUAGUCAUUGAGCCAUUGAGGCAUCGAGUUGCCCGCUGCUCAUUUGCAUAAUGUUGAAUCCAGGCUACUUUAUGUAAAUGAGGAGCGGCCGGCUCGGCUCGCCGCCUCUCAAAAGCUGAAUCGGAAAUCUUUUAAAGUGACCUUUUUAGAUCUAAAAAUAAGAGAUUGUAUUCUGAACGAGCCCCCAUUAUGGUCAGUUUUUAAAUCCGGGAGCAGCAUUUGUCCAAUCAGGUGCAGUCAUCACAGUUGUAGGAGGGUGGAGCCUGUUUUCCUUAUUUGUAGGUGGUCAUUGAAGAGAAACUGGUGGCAGCCAACUAGCGUGCAAUGCUGGGAAGCGGAGCAAUCCCUGCCAUGAAAACAACGCAAAUAUGGACUCGUACUAUCAUGCACUGCAGCACUGUUAUGUGUGAAAAAAAAAAAACUUUCUCUAUCGUGUUACUAAAAUGUAGCACUUGAAGCAGUUUAGCAUGUUAUAAAUUGUAUGUAUUUGCAUGAUUUUUGAAAUUUGUCAGUAGCACUACGGUUAAAUGGUUGAAAGUGGCUUUGGAUGAAAACGUAUACGUAAUGUAAUGUUUA
Molecule: messenger RNA, 3351 nt
Organism: Sander lucioperca (pikeperch)
Lineage: Eukaryota; Metazoa; Chordata; Actinopteri; Perciformes; Percidae
Gene: gask1a
Product: golgi associated kinase 1A
Exons: 6
Coding region: 300-2252 (650 amino acids)
Cellular component (GO): Golgi apparatus
Source: RefSeq, a predicted model, not a curated record